Molecule: messenger RNA, 5117 nt
Organism: Mytilus californianus (California mussel)
Lineage: Eukaryota; Metazoa; Mollusca; Bivalvia; Mytilida; Mytilidae
Product: guanine nucleotide exchange factor subunit RIC1-like
Exons: 32
Coding region: 63-4238 (1391 amino acids)
Biological process (GO): retrograde transport, endosome to Golgi; intracellular protein transport
Cellular component (GO): Golgi membrane; Ric1-Rgp1 guanyl-nucleotide exchange factor complex; cytosol
Molecular function (GO): protein binding
Source: RefSeq, a predicted model, not a curated record
AUCAAGAUGGCAUCUAAAAAGUGACGUUGAUGACUUAAAUGUCAAAAUAUUGAGAACACAAUAUGUAUUUUCCAGUUGGCUGGCCAAAAUAUCUUAAAGAAACACAACAUGAUUCCCCACCGCUGCAGUAUAUUAUUAGUAGCUGCGAUAGAAUGUUGUUUGCCAUAUUGUGUGAAGACACCAUCAGUAUUUGGUACUGUAAGCCACCAGUUCAGAUAGUAAAUUACACACAGUCACAGAGAGAUUUAGACAAAUUUGGGGCAUACACAUUAGCAGAAUGGAAACCUGACUCGUCUAUGAUAGCUGUCAUGACAAGUAAACACCAUGUGAUAUUCUUCAAAGUAGAUUUAGAUAUAUCUGUACCAAAUCAUCACUGUCUAUAUGUACAGCAGGAGGGAAAACUUUAUAAUACAAAGAAAGAUUUAAAUGGAAUACCUGAUAGUGACAGUGUUCCAGCAAUAAAGAUUGGACCAUGUGCUCAGCUCAAUUUAGAGGCCAGUAUUACUUGUUGUUUGUGUGUUCGAGAAGAUCUAGUCAUUGCUACAUCAGAUGGGCAUUUAAAUAGAAUCAAAUGGAAUGGAACUAAGAGUGAAAAGAAUUCAUUGUUCAUCAGAGAUUUUCCUGUCUCUAUGGAUUUCCAAAACACAAAAGCUGCCAAACUUACAGAAUCCGAUGGUUAUGUUGUACAUAUGGAAUAUAGCCCUAUCAUUGGAGGCUAUGUAAUGGUUCUUUCCUCCGGAAGGGCCAUGUUUGUAAUACCACCUUCUACCAAAGCAGACAAUGGUGUUGCUCAAGGUGUAUGGGUAAAGGAUCUUAAAGAUGCAGUAUGUCUGGCUGUUAACCAUAGAUACAGACUUAUGGCAUUUGGUUGUAAAAGUGGUGCAGGAGUUGUGUAUGUGAUAAAUGAGGUCGAGGGUACAUUAGAAGUGUCAUAUAAUUUAGCUGUGUCAAGUAAAGACUAUCCUGAUGCAGCUCAAACAGCUGGUUCUGUUCAUUGCAUGAAAUGGACACCAGAUGGCACUGCUUUAGCUUUAUGUUGGAAAAAUGGUGGUUAUUCCUUAUGGAGUGUAUUUGGUUCAUUAUUAGUGUGUUCUUUAGCUGGUGAAUAUAGUUUUCCCUUUGACAGUGUGCAUUUAUUUCCACCUCCAGUCAAAGCUAUGGAGUGGGGUCUAGAAGGUUAUCAGUUAUGGAUGGUUUGUGGUGACCAGAAAGAGGCUCAUCAAACUGAUUACAAUGAUAAUACACAGUGUUCACAUGCCAUGCAGCUUCAUUUUGUCAAAAGUGCUCUCACUGUCAAUCCUUGUUCAGCAAACCAUGAACAUGUGUUUUUACAAGGAGAAGAUAAGAUUUAUUUAAAUAUGGGAGAUAGCUCUCAGAAGCCUAGUCAUUUAGAAUCUCAUGUGUCAGUUGGCAACAAACUCUGGCAGAUGAUUCCUAUAUCACACAGCUAUCUUGCCUCAAAUUGGCCUAUUAGGUAUGCAGCUGUAGAUAAAACUGGUCAGUGUGUGGCCGUAGCAGGGAAGACUGGGCUGGCACAUUAUACUUGUUCUAAUAGGAAAUGGAAGUUAUUUGGUAAUGAAACACAGGAAAGAGAUUUAGUAGUAUCUGGAGGAAUGUCAUGGUGGAAAGAUUUUAUAUGUGUUGCCUGUUACAACAUUGUGGGACAAAGAGAUGAAAUAAGGUGCUAUCCACGAAGUUGUAAAUUAGAUAAUACAUUUUCCAUGUCAGUGAAAGUGCCGUCACAGAUUUUAUUACUAAAUAUAUUCAGGGAUAUACUCAUUGUUUUUUGCAUAGACUCUCAUAUAAUGUUAUUUAAUUUGGAGAGAAAGAAUACUCAAUCUAAUCCGGCAUUAGAUAUCAACAAACGACAGGAAGUCUCACUGAACAAUUAUGUACCACAUCCUGUCUGUGUCACAGGAUUGGCACUUUCUUCCCUCAAAACAGAGUAUGGUGCUAAGAAUCAGCAUAUUGCCAAAGAAGCUGAAAGUUUAUUGUUAAAUGUUGCUGGUAAAUUGUUAAUGUUUCCACGUGAUAAUACUGGUCCUCAAAUCAAAGAAAACAACCAACCAAAAAAUAAACCAUUGCCAUUUUGCCCACCAGCAAUGGUUGCCACAAAUGUUGAAAACAUGUGGACAUCAUCUAGAGUCAAUGUAGGAAAGGCUCAGUUAAUGGAAGCUUUAUGGCUAGGUUGUGGUGCACAAGGAAUGAAGGUUUGGUUGCCAUUAUACCCAAGAGAUGAAUCAAAAACACAUAACUUCAUGUCUAAGAGAAUUAUGCUACCAUUCAGAGUAGAUAUACACCCCCUAGCUGUGUUAUUUGAAGAUGCUGUGAUACUUGGUGCUGCCACUGAUGCUGUGACAUACAAUUACAAGUCACCUGGAGAACCAGGACAUGCUAUGCAUAAUUUACCUUUCUCCACAAUUGAACGAACUAGUCAGAUUUAUUUACACCACAUCUUAAGACAGUUGUUAAGAAGAAAUCUUGGUGUAAAUGCAUUGGACAUUGCCAGAUGUUGCACAGAGCUUCCUUAUUUCCCUCACGUGUUAGAGCUAUUGUUACAUGAAGUGUUAGAGGCCGAGGCUACAUCCAAAGAACCAAUUCCUGAUCCAUUACUGCCACGUGUUGUAGCAUUUAUACAAGAGUUCCCAGAAUAUCUACAAACAGUUGUACAUUGUGCAAGGAAAACAGAAGUUGCAUUAUGGCCUUAUCUUUUCUCCACAGUUGGUAAUCCAAAAGAUCUGUUUGAAGUAUGCUUAGUAGAUAACCAGUUAGAGACUGCAGCUUCUUAUCUUAUAAUAUUACAAAACUUAGAAAGACCAAUUAUAAGUAAACAGCAUGCCACACUAUUACUGGAUUCUUCAUUAGAAAAUGGUAAAUGGGAGCUGGCCAGAGAUAUUAUCAGAUUCCUUAAAGCUAUAGAUCCAGCUGAAGUUGAGUCCUACCAGCUAUCUAGUUCUUUAAGUCGUGUAAACAGUGGCUCCUCUUACCCCUCAAGUUACUCUAGCCCACCAAUCACACCUCCUGAUACAGAUGGCUUUAGCUUUAGUAGUGUUAGUAAUGUCAGUAAUUUGAAUAGAGUUCGAAGUUCUAGCGUGACAGGAUCUGAAGUACAGAAUGUUCCUAAAGGCAAAGAAAAACUGAAACAUACCAAGUCAGAUAAUCCAUUGUUUAGAAGUAUACGACAGUCAUCAAAAAACAAAGAGGAACAACCAUCAGAUCAGAUGUUUAUUGAUACUUUAUUAUGUCGACAUGCUAGAAAACUUCUAGAAGAAAAUCGAUUAAGGGAUUUAGGAUUCUUUGCUGGUAAUGUGGAGGGCUUUCAUUUUGUUACGUGGCUAAAACAGGAAAGAUUAAAAGGUGGAAAAGUUGAAGACUUUGUCACAGCAUUACGAGACCUACAUCAUCAGUUCCAGUGGCCAUUACCUGUCUUAUCAUAUGCUCAGUUUCAACAAAUGAAAUUUAAGAAUUUUUCGACAUCUAGUUUAGGAUCUUUGUCACUUUUAGAUGAUGAUAUAGUAGACUCCACAAAGACGAUGGAAAAUGAACAAAGUUCACAUCCUGGCAGGUUAAAAUCUCAAAUGAGUGAUCCUAACAUGUCACAAUCACUCACUGAUGAUAUAUUCCUUAAGCCACAGGUGUCUAGAACUGAAGAAAGUAGUUUAGCCACAAUGGAAAUAUCAGAUAACAGUUCAUUGUUAGGAGAAUUUGACUACAUGAUAGAAAACAGCUCACAAUCAGAAUCUCUUUCUCCUGAGUUAGAACUUUUAUCACAAGAAAUAGCUAACAAGGGACCACAUCAGUCUGAGCUGGAACUCAGAUAUUUGCUACAGAUCAUGUUAGAAGCAGGUUGUUUAGAAUGGGGUCUGUUAGUAUCUAUUGUGAUACGAGAUGCUUUAGCUGUUGUUAGGACAGUAAAUACUGCCAGUAUGACAGACACGCCUUUAGAGAUAGUAGGAAGAAUGAGAGAGGGACUUUCAUAUCUAGAGUUGUGGUCAGACACAGAAUGUGUUGGAUACAAGCCAUUUUUUCAUGCCAUUAGAGGACAAAUUCAAGUGUUAUCAAAACUAGUAGAACAAACUCCACCGACAUUACAUCUUGAGCCAAUUGAUCCUUCACCCAUUAGUGAGGAACAGUUGUCACCUGUACCACAAGAUAUACGGACUUUAGACAAAGAUUCACCAGAAAAAGAUGUGGAGAAAACAAAGGAAGAGAAACCUAGUGAAUGUGCCGUAUCAUAGUUAUUUGUUAUUGUUUUAAAUGUAUAUUGUUUAUGUUAUGUGGUUUAUGGACCAGAAUAAGUGUAUUCUUCCAUGACGAUAAGUCAAAUGUGAUAUUGAGUGAGAAAGUUCCAAGUUAAUACAUUUAUAUUAAAAUUAGGCCUUUUGUUUUGUUUCUAAAUCUACAUUUAUCUUUAAGUUACAUACAUAGGAUUAAAUUUGUUGUUGAAGUAGUCUUAUUAUGGAAGAUAAAUUAUCAAGCAUUGAAAACUGUAAUAUGGACAAUUCUGUGCCUCUGAUAGGUGUAUGUGAGGAGAUGAAGUGUUAACAAAUAGACCUAUAUGAAUAAGAGUUCAAAUUAAAAGUUCUUUUGAGAAUGUGAAAACACUUACAUUGAAUCAAACUGUGUUUUAUAGCAAUUUUUAGUUCAAUAAUAAUUUUUACGAAGAUGAUAUCGUGUAGAAUUGACUAUUUGUAUAGUUUCUAUUUUAAAAACCCAUUAAAGAUACUACAUUUAUAAUUUGGUACGUUAGAGAUGUGUUUGUGUACAUAAGACUCAUCAGUGGCGCUCGAAAGGAGGAAUGUUAAUUUAAAUGGGGAAGUUUGAAAAUUAGCUUUUAUUAUGUGCAGGGUAAUUAUUCCUGUAGACAAAAGGUUGUAAAUAAAUCAGUUUAAUUAUUUUUUGUUUUAUAAGAAAAACUUCAUCUAAAUGUGUCAAAAGUGAAUAUGAUUAUUGAUUUAUAUGAGGAAGUGUUAUAACUCAAAAUACAUGUUGUGUUCAUACAAUCUUCAACCAUUUACAUGGAGAAAUGUAUUCAUUAUGUGCUUAGUUAACUUGGAACUUUCACACAAUUUUAAGGCUUUCAGUGGAUUCUGUAUAAAUAAUAAAAGUAAACAUAU